AUGGCUGACAAUCUAAUUCAAAAGUCACAUAAAACUAGUGAAAAAAACAAGUAUAACAACGUUGUUCAUCGCACUACAAGUGAAUCUCUUCGACUGAACGAGUCAGAAAAGGGAGUGACUCACCCGACAACUCUUCAAUCCGCUCAUAACCCAAGGAAAAUAUCUUCCUUUCAGAUCACCAGUGUGACUGUGGGCUCACGGGUGAGCACUGAUGCUGGAGAAGACUCUGCCGACGAUCUAGACGAAUCUCACACCGAUGACAUUUCGAGGGUGACCGACAUAGAGAAUGAAACACCGAGUUACUCCGAAGACACCUUCUCAAAAGACGAUGUAUUUUAUAACGCAUCUAGUGCUUCGUUAGGUUGUGCGCCUGUCAUUCCAACGAGUUCACAAUACGGUCUCGCAAUCGUAGGUCAGGAUACCAACACCACUCAAACAGGAGGAGUAGUGCCAAAUAGUAAUAAUACGGAAGUCAAUGACAUGCACGUCAGUGUAACGAAUGCCGGAACCGGCAGCAUUAUCAACCUCAUAGGUAAUGCUGCUAAACCCCAAGAAGGUAUGAAAGAAAUUCAAGAACAUGUUAGAAAUGAAAGAUUCAAAGUUGUGAAAAUAGAAAGUACAGAACCGUUUCGCCGUGGCAGAUGGAUGUGUAUGGAUUAUUUAGAUCAUACAACUCAGCAAAAUACUCCUAUCACUCUUAAUAACAAUAUAGAUGUAUCGGAAUCGUCUAAUUUGCAAGCUCCGGAUAGUGGUGUUGUGAUAAAUGAUAGCCAACAUGAUGAUUUGUGCAAUGACUUGACAUGCAAAGGGCCUAAGGAUCAAGUAAGUGUACCAGUGCAGCAAAUAGAUCAAAGUGUUCAGAAACAAUUUCCAAUGGCCUCUCCUGGUCAGUCACUUACACAACCUAUUAAUAUUGUGCAACAGCAAAUGCCUACAAACCAAUCUGUGUCUGUGCAAUCUCCACCGCUGGAAAUGCCACAGCAGAUGACAAAUCAAAAUAUCCAGUCUGGCCAGCAAGUGGCUCAACAACAUCCCCAAAGUAUGACACAUAUCACAUUGCAAAACACAGCACAAGGUCAUCCACAGGCAUCGCAGCAACAACAGCAACAAGUCCAACAGAUCCCGCAGAGCUUCCCCCAGCAUCAACUUCAGCAAGUUAUUGCACAAUCACAGAAUAUGGCAUUACAACAAAUUCCAAUGCAUCAACAAAUGCCACAGCAGAUGCAACAGAUUCCUAACCAGCAAAUGCAGCAGAUCAAUCAACAUAUGCCACAAGCCCAGAUUUCUAACAUGCAACUCCAACAGCAAAUACCACAAAUGCAAGGCAUACCUAAUCAGGGUCAAAUGUCCCAGGUUGGUGGUCAACAACAACAAAUGCAGCAAAUGCAGAUGCAACCAAUGCAGGGUCAACCAAACCCUCAAAUUCACCAGAUGCAACAAGCCCAGAUGUCUAAUAUGGGACAAACCCAUCACCUACAAGGACAACAACCCAUGGUACCGCAACAAGCUCAGUUGCAGCAUUUGUCUAGUCAAGCCCAAAUACAAGCAUUACAGAAUCAACAAAUUCCAAAUCAUAUUCAGCAAAUGCAAAUUCCUCCUCAACUCGCUGCACCAAAUCAACAAAUAUCUCAAAUGCAACAGCAAAUGCAUCAGAUUCCAACUCAACCCCAGCAGUCUGUUGUCACCGGAAUGCAUCCACAAAUGCAACAGCAAGGAAUGGCAGUGCCACAACCCCAAUAUAACCAAGUGAAUCAGCAGCCUAAUGCGCAAACUAUGAUGAGUGCUAAUAUGCCAUCUUCGCAACAAACAUUGGUACAAACUCAACAUAAUGUACCACAGUACCAUACCCAGCAAUCCCAAAUGAGCCAGCAAGGACAGACUAUGCCGCAAGAGGUGCUCACAAAUAUUGUUACAUCACAACAAGGUGCCACGCUGCCAUCUAAUCUUCAACCUAUGGUCACACAACCACAAGGAUCUACAUUACCUGCGAAUCUCCAAAGCUUAGCUAGUCAACAGCAACCGCCAGUUCACACUAUGACUCAACAGCAGACUGUUCCUCAAGGAAAUAUUCAAUUAAUGACCGGUGCACCGCAGAAUAUACAAAUGACUUUAGAAAAUCAACCUAGUAUGCAGAUCCCUCCUUCUGAUCCCAUAUAUAUGCAACAAAAUGUCGCUCAACAGUUGCCUUCUCAUAUGACCCAACCCCAGAGUAUAAUGCAGCAGCAAGUGCCCGGACAACAGAUGGGAGGUGUUCAAUAUGUUCCUAAUCAGCCAGUACCUCAGGUGUCAAUGGCUCACCAGAACAUUCCUAUGUCGAUGCAGCAGAGUAUGCCAGUUGGAAUGGGAGGUGGGGUCCAUGCGAAUGUCGUGCAGGCGCAAACAAGCAUGGGUUUAACGUAUGGAGGUGUGGUGCCCGUGAUGUCUCAGAGCAGUGUAGCCCCAGUUGAGACGGUGUCGGGAACUAAUUCACCAGUGGUGUCGAUGCCGGCCAGUUCUACCACAUAUGUGGCAAGUGCAGCCCAACCGGGUCUCGAUAGUCAGGGCUUCGGAAGCCCCGUGAGUGUAGUGUCGCACACGGUUAGUGGCGCAGUGAUGAGCAAUGUGAAUGUAUGUGAAAGUGGUGCUCCGGAUGUUUCCGCGGAUGGGUUGCAGGCAGCCGACGCGGGCGAUGGUAAAGAGGAGGCACAUCCAGCUCCAGCAGCUGAAGAUGAAAGAUCAAUGCUGCGUCAUCAAGAGUUAGGGUUUGAAUUGCAGUUCGUCGAAAUAAUUCGAUUUCAAAUAGAAGGUAUCGCCACUAAUCUAGUAGCGGCUGCCAAGCAAAGUCUGACAACAUUUGAGCAGAAUGUGAUGGCAGAGCGUGGGGCCUUAGCUUUUCUGAACCGCAGCACACGCAACGGACUCUCUCAAAGAUGA
Messenger RNA from Leptosia nina, 2913 nucleotides. Lineage: Eukaryota; Metazoa; Arthropoda; Insecta; Lepidoptera; Pieridae. The record is from the annotation of a GenBank genome assembly.